AUGCUUAAUAAGGUGGUGUGGUUGGUAGCUCCCCUUUAUUUGCGCUCAGCGCACAUUAUCGACGUAUAUGAGGACUUUCGUGCGACGACUCCGCACGAAGGCGACCGGCACAGCAGCCACCCCCGGGUGCUCACAGAGUGCAUCUCCAGUAACUGCAAUGAUGACAGUAAGAAGAGACAUGCCGGUGAGGACUUGACAGAAAUACCAGAAGAAUGCUUUAAUGAGUCGGAUCCAAGUGAUGAAGACGGGGGGGAGGGACCCUCCUCCACGCUCCCCGCGAAGGAAGGCCAGGAAAACUGCCAGGAUAGCUAUCAGGAUAGCUAUCAGGAUGGCUAUCAGGAUGGCUAUCAGGACAGCUAUCAGGACAGCUUCCAACCCAGCGUAACGUUGAGCAACUCCGUGGGUGUGCCUCCCGACCCGCACGAAUUCAAGAAAAAAUUGUUCAAAGGAGGAGAAAACAAUUCGUCCAAAAAAAAGUUAAAGGAGAAUGUAAUAACACCAUCAACCGAUGAACCAGUCCCAAACAAAAAUAACUUCCGCCAAGACUUCCUGAAUUUUUAUUGCGCCUUGAUAGGUAAAGACUUUAACAGAUCCAAGGUGGAUAUGAAGGCAGCAAAGAAUAAGUUAGAUGGAGGGUGGGAAAAAAAAUGCAAAGAAAAACUGAAACAUGAUUCCAAGGUAAGGUCUACUUCGACUGAUGAGUGCUUGGCAAAAAAUAAAGAGAUAUCUCAAAACUCAUCGAGUGUUGGGAAGGACGAAAGUAGCAUUCGAAAUAAAGUUAGCGAAUUGGAGGAGAGGUAUGCCAAGAGAAAGUGGGGACUGCAGAAAUUUCACCUGUCCAUGCAGAACGGCGGCAGCAGUAGCAGCGAUAGCAGCGUUAGCAGCUUAAGCGGUUUAGGCGGCCUGGGCGAUCUGGGCAGCGUCAACAAACUUGGCCACGCCAACAGUGUUAGCAGCGAAGUCAGUGGAAGCAGCGGAGGUAGAAGCGAAAGUGCCGGAGAAGGUAGCAGCGGAGGUAGCAGCGGAAGUAGCGGCAGAAGUAGCGGCGGAAGCAGCGGAGGUAGCGCCCGAAGCAGAGGUCUGAACCUUGAAGGAGGCAGCCCCAGCAUCGGCAGUGCCCGGAACUUUGAACGAAGCAGCCCCAACGUGGACAGUAGAAUGCCGAGUGUGGACAACAGGCGCUACAGCAGUACGAACAGUAGGACCAGCUCGGCCAUCGGAAACAGGAAGUACUACGACAAAAUGCUCUCUCAUCUGUUUAGUCUAGCCAUCCUAUUCUACAGAAACAAGCCCUACUUAGAUAAAAUGGCCAGGCAACUACCCCAAAAGUACUACCUCAGUUACAAAGGUGUGCAGCAAAAUAUCAACCGCCUAUAUGAAAAUAACUUUACCCAAAUGCAUGAAGAUUUUUAUGAACUUGAAAAAAAAAAAAAUCCAAUUGAAAAAAAAGGAAUUGAAAAAUAUUAUUACGCUUUUGACCGCACAGUAUACACACUGCUGUUCUUCCUUUAUGAAAUCCAACAAAAGGAAGAUGCUCUACACCGAACCUUUGAGUCUUUACCUAUAGAAUAUAAAUUGAGAAGAGACGAACUAGUAGACUCCGUUACCAUGUCCACGCCAAGUGACAGAAUGAAAGAUAUUUAUUUUACAACGUAUAACAUUUUCGACUCUAUCAACACGUGUAUGGAUUCAUCUUCCCGUUUUAAUUUCAACUAUCUUGGGAAGAAAAUACUUAAUAACCUGAACGAAGAGGGGGGAAACGUCCACAACAGAGCCUCUUUGGAAAUGAAAAAAAUAAAUGACUAUAUGAUUAACACACAGAACGACAUAGUGGAAUACAUAAAAGAAUUAAGUUCAUAUUUCAAGCAAUUUGUUGAUUAUGCUACUUUGGAAAAUUUAUUUUGUGAGCCUGUGUUGUAUUGCUACUCUCUCUUUUUGGACUACUACCUAGGGACGUUGGAUCAACUACUGGACCACCUGAAUAUUCAUUUAAAAUACCCUGUAAAUAAAGAAUCGCAAGAAAGUCUUAGCCAUAUAUACAAAGAAAUAAAAGCGCAUGCAGAUAAUUUAGGGUGCACUAUGCGAUGUUUUUACUUUAAGAAGAGUAUUAAACCCGACCCCGAGUUGUCGAUCAUUUCUCUUUUCACAGAUUCUAAGUUUAGGUUAGGGUUAGUAGAUAAGUACGUGAACAAGAAGUACUCCAAUUUUAUCUCCCUCAUGUUAAAAAUGAUGGGCUACUUCCGCGUGACUGUGGCUUCCCUCACUUCUAUUGUCACGUUGCAAACGGUGCACGCACUUCUGCUGGACACCGAAAAUGGGAACAUCAAAUACGUCGACGCUAUGAAGGCUCUCACGUACCUCACCAAGAACAUCUCGCACAACAGCUCCGUCCUCGCCGACCCCCGGGAGGAGAAGCACUAG
Plasmodium cynomolgi strain B is the source of this 2421-nucleotide messenger RNA. RefSeq lists its product as hypothetical. NCBI's taxonomy places the organism in Eukaryota, Apicomplexa, Aconoidasida, Haemosporida, Plasmodiidae. The coding region runs from base 1 to 2421 and encodes 806 amino acids. The record is from RefSeq and is a predicted model, not a curated record. The transcript is spliced from 2 exons.